AUGGCAUCAAUACCUAUAGGAUUUCUCUUUGCCGAGCUAGGAAGCACUGAUAGCACUGAAUCAGUGUCUUCGGUCGCAUCAGCCCCUACUAGCCCUCCACCUAUGGAAGCCCCCCCUGAGGGCACAUAUUACGACACCCCAGAGCUCGGAAUCGCUGCAGUGAACGCCUUCGCCCAAGAGCAUAGCUAUGCGCUUACUACCCGACGUAGUAAGCGCACAAAGAAGGGUGUUUUGAAGACAAUUCGGCUUAGCUACGACCGCGGACGAGAGUAUGAUAUACGAUGGCAGGAGAAGCAAGACAAUCCUAUACGCAAGACCUAA
Molecule: messenger RNA, 321 nt
Organism: Penicillium cinerascens
Lineage: Eukaryota; Fungi; Ascomycota; Eurotiomycetes; Eurotiales; Aspergillaceae
Exons: 2
Coding region: 1-321 (106 amino acids)
Source: RefSeq, a predicted model, not a curated record